AUGGAAAGGCAAGAAGAGUCUGCCCAAAUUGAAAAUUUUGAUUUGAACCGCUCCAAAAAUCUCAUAAAGAUGCUAGAUUUUGGAGAUAUCCCGAAUCUUGAGCGGCUAAAUCUGGAAGGAUGUAGUAAACUUGUGCAGUUGGAUCCAUCUAUUGGGCUUCUAAGAAAGCUUGUUGACUUGAAUUUAAAAUAUUGCAAAAGUUUAGUAAGCAUACCCAGCAACAUAUUUGGUCUCAGCUCUCUUAAAGAUCUAAAUAUGUAUGGGUGCUGUUUCGAAGAGUUUAACAAUACAAAGCAUUUGGAUAUAAGUGAAACUGCUUCACAUUCCCAAUCAACAUCCUCCAUCUGCAAAUGGGCCAUAAACCCUUCCUUGCUUCACACUCCCACAACAAAUACAAUUAUGUUUCCUUCCUUGCUUAGCAUAUGUUGUUUAUGUAAAGUUGAUAUUAGCUAUUGUGGUUUAAGCCAAGUCCCUGAGGCUAUUGGAGGCUUACAUUGGUUAGAAAUGUUAAUACUUGGGGGGAACAAUUUUGUGACACUGCCUAGCCUUAGGGAGCUUUCCAAACUUGUAUAUUUGAACUUGGAGAAUUGCAAGUGUUUGGAAUCUUUGCCUGAGCUUCCUUUCCCUACUACUACCGAGCAGGAUCUUCAAAAGUACAAAUAUAGGAGGAGGAGAGCAGGAUUGUUUAUUUUCAACUGUCCUAAAAUAAGUGAUAAGGAAAGAUGCAGUAGAAUGACAUUUUUAUGGAUGAAACAAUUCAUUCAAGUGAACAAAGAAUACCACCCUGUCUUCUUUGACAUUGGUAUUAUCUUUCCAGGAAGUGAAAUACCAAGUUGGAUCAACAAUCAGAACGUUGGUAGUUCAAUUCCCGUAUCUCCUUUUAUGCAGGACAAGGGCAAUAAUGUCGUCGGCUUUUUAUGUUGUACAGUAUUUUCCUUAGCACCUCAUUAUCCAAAAAUGACAAGAUUUUCUGAAUGGAAACCUUCGGUACAUAUGAAACUGUGUGCACCGGUAGAAACCACUACAUAUCUUCCAGUAAUUGCCAAUGAAGAUGUUAUUAGUGUCAAAUCAAUUCACAUAUGGCUAAUCUAUUUCCCCUGGGAGCCGUCCCAUGAUGAUGUGUAUGAUCAUUUCUGUGUUGAAAUUGAUAGAAAUGGAAGCUUGGAUGUGGAGGUGAAGAAAUGCGGGUAUCGUUGGGUAUAUGAAAAAGAUCUUCAAGAGUUCAACUCAACAACAAUGUUAGCUCUGAAGCGGAAGUUUUUGGCAAUUGAAGAUGCAGCACAACCACAGUCACAGCUACACUCAUUCAGAUGA
Molecule: messenger RNA, 1314 nt
Organism: Lathyrus sativus (Indian pea)
Lineage: Eukaryota; Viridiplantae; Streptophyta; Magnoliopsida; Fabales; Fabaceae
Source: the annotation of a GenBank genome assembly